AUAAAGCAAAGAAUCAUAGAACAUUGUUCUCUCGGUUGUUCGGUUCUCCGUUAAUAUCAUAACAACUUGUUUUGCGAUCGUUUUCUUGUAGAAAAAUCUAUCGGAAUAUUGUGUAUAUCUUCCUUGGUCGCUAAGUAUUGAUUGUCCAAACGGUAUCAAAAAUGCGACUCGGUUAUUAUGUUAAUAGAAAAUGUUUAGGUUUAAGAUAAGCAGUUUUUCGCUCACAACACACGUAAACCAAUCAACCGAACGGAUCAAAUAUAGGUUUAUAAAUAGAACUGCCUGUCUGCUAGGAAUUAAAGAUUCGAGGAUGCAAAUCGGGAAGAUGUAAAGCUCGUUUUGGCUCGAUAGACGAACGAGGGUCUGUGGAGACGAGAAUUUGCACCCCGGUGGGAAGUAGUUAUAAGGGUGACAGAGAGCUCACUUAGUUGAUGCGUGUUAAGGAAAAUUACUUAAUAAUUUAAACCCGUGAGAAAUUACAAUCAACGAACGUCGCUCACGAUCGACACUGUGCCGGUCGAACGCGUGACGAAUUCAAUUCCACGGCUCAGGAUGGAGUUAAGAAACGAACACAUUUCACUGCUGCUUCCCGUUAAUUGCGGUGAGUCCACGGCCUCCACAAAUACGCGAAAAAGUCUGAGACGGCACUGGAAUCAACUUUCCCGCUUCCAGAAGAACCUUAUCUGCAUCGCGUUAGCAGCGGUUUGUGUUUUCCUGUUCUUUCUGAUACCUUAUGAUGAUGCGGCAAGUCGAGAGUCCAAAGUAGAACAACCUCUGGAGCACAUUCAAAUUGCGCCGUUCAGGAAUAAGCAUGAAAAUCUGAGUCCGAUACAUCCCGCCGAGUCGCCUGCUGAAAAAGCCGGGGCAGAACGGAAGUUUCGCUCUGCAAACAGCGGCUAUGUGGAGGAAGUCAAUCUAGCGUCGAAGGGAGCGGCUCGAGCAGAGGAGGGCAAGAACAUUAUCGAUGAACCACCGGCCAUGGAGAAAAAGGAGGAUCAAAAAAUUGAGGAACCGGUGGGCGAUCAGAUUGAACAUGAUACAGCGACGCUGGUGGUCAUCCAGAGCGAGCUCAAAGAGAUCGUUGACAACGAGGAGAAUGUGCUGGAGGAAAAUCGACGAAGUGAUAAUGCAAAGGAUUUCAAGGGCCCAACAAACGACCGCCAGCGGGCGGUUAUCGAAGCAUUCCAGCACUCCUGGCGCGGUUACAAAGAGUACGCCUGGGGCCACGACAAUCUGAAGCCAAUUUCUAUGAGUUGGGCCGAUUGGUUCGGGUUGGGGUUGACCAUCGUGGACUCGCUGGACACGUUGUAUAUCAUGGAUCUGCAGGAGGAGUUCGACGAGGCUCGAAAUUGGGUCGAACAGUAUCUGCGUUUCGAUGUUAAUCGAGAUGUGAACUUGUUCGAGGUAACCAUCCGGGUGCUGGGAGGACUGCUGAGUACGUAUCACUUGAGUGGGGACAAGAUGUUCCUCGACAAGGCUCUCGAUUUGGGCCAAAGGCUGAUGCCGUGCUUCGAGUCGCCCUCUGGAAUUCCGUAUUCGGACGUCAAUAUCGAGACAAUGAAGGCUCAUCCGCCCAAGUGGUCACCCGAUAGUUCAACCAGCGAGGUAACCACUAUACAGUUGGAGUUCAGAGAUUUAUCUCGUAGUACAAAUAACCCGGUGUUCGAAAACGCUGCCGCCAAAGUUAAUGUAAAAAUUCACGAGCUAGAGAAAAACGAAGGAUUGGUACCAAUAUUUAUCAAUGCAAACACCGGCCAAUUCCGAAAUUUUGCAACGAUCUCGCUCGGUGCCCGAGCCGAUUCCUACUACGAGUACCUGUUGAAGCAAUGGCUUCAAACUGGAAAGCAAAAGGUUGAUUUUCUGAUUGACGACUACCAAUUGUCAAUUCGCGGUGUUCUACAUCAACUGGUUCGUACUACUCCCAACGAAAAGCAUCUCUACAUAGGUGAACUUAUUAACGGGAAGGACUUCAAGCCCAAAAUGGAUCAUCUCACGUGCUACCUGCCCGGAACUUUGCUACUGGGUUACAAAAAUGGAAUGCCCAAAAGCCACCUCAAGCUCGCUAACGAUCUGCUGGAAACCUGCUAUCAAACCUACAUGAAACAGCCGACACAGCUGGCACCGGAAAUUUCCUACUUCAAUCUGAACGGAGAAUCCGAGACGGAUAUCUACGUGAAGACAAACGAUGCCCACAAUCUGCUGCGGCCGGAGUUCAUCGAAAGCUUGUACUAUUUCUACGCCAUCACCGGCAACAAAACCUACCAGGAUAUGGGUUGGACGAUUUUCGAGGCCUUCAACAAAUACACCAAGGUUAAAAAUGGGUACACAUCGAUCGGAAAUGUGAAGAACCCGCUCAACACACGGCCCCGCGAUAUGAUGGAGAGUUUCUGGCUGGGGGAGACACUGAAGUAUUUCUACCUGCUGUUCAGUGACGAUCGCACUGAAAUCGAUUUGGACAAGUACGUGUUCAAUUCGGAGGCACAUCCACUGCCCAUUAGGGAGGCUUAAAAAUUGAGGGGACCCUAGAAUUACCGUGAGAAACCAACUGUAGAACCGUAGCAGAUUUUAGACUAACUUCAUAAUUCCACAUGAAAAUCCUUAUUUUGAAUCACAACCGCAAUUCCCAUUCUACACAACGCUGUUGCGUGAUUACAAGUUAGAUUAUUGAUAUUGAAAUAGCACAACAAAACCUUCACCAGUUGGAUGAUGGUCAAACCAACAAAAUAUAGAUAGUUAGAUAAUUGUUUGUUAAAUUUUUAUAGUUGUAGUUCUCUUUGCAGAGUUAGCGCUAUCAGAGUCCAAUCAGUAAUUGUGUAAAAUCUUCGUGUUAGCUAAUAGAGAGGGAUUUUAUUUUUUUAUUUAUUUAUUUUUGUUUCCUAUACAGUAGCUUUUAGUAACGAGGAAUGGCGUGUUUUUUUGUGACCGAAGAAAAAAAAAUUCUUAGCAACCAUUUCGUGUAUGUGACAGACUAUACCAUUGUGAGGUAAGUUUGAUAAGGUCUAGUCUCCGGUGUUAAGAUGAUAUUGAUUUGGGCGGAAGGAUGCGUUAUAAAUAGACAGCUGUCGUUCAAUAAACGAAAAAAAAAGAUUUGUAAGAAAUGUAAGGUACUUGGUAAUAUAAGAGACGAAUGAACUCUCAGAGUUUAAAGUCUCUCUAAUUCAAUACCUUCCUUCCCUUGGUAAUACGAUGAAUAAAAUUCAGCCAUUAUUUCUCUUUUUA
Messenger RNA from Toxorhynchites rutilus septentrionalis, 3219 nucleotides. RefSeq names its product endoplasmic reticulum mannosyl-oligosaccharide 1,2-alpha-mannosidase (gene alpha-Man-Ib). NCBI's taxonomy places the organism in Eukaryota, Metazoa, Arthropoda, Insecta, Diptera, Culicidae. The transcript has 6 exons. Bases 553 to 2508 code for a protein of 651 amino acids. Gene Ontology annotation, biological process: N-glycan processing; carbohydrate metabolic process. The record is from RefSeq and is a predicted model, not a curated record. Gene Ontology annotation, cellular component: membrane; endoplasmic reticulum. Gene Ontology annotation, molecular function: calcium ion binding; mannosyl-oligosaccharide 1,2-alpha-mannosidase activity.